Raphanus sativus (radish) is the source of this 1013-nucleotide messenger RNA. RefSeq names its product delta-1-pyrroline-5-carboxylate dehydrogenase 12A1, mitochondrial-like. The transcript has 5 exons. Gene Ontology annotation, molecular function: L-glutamate gamma-semialdehyde dehydrogenase (NAD+) activity; aldehyde dehydrogenase (NAD+) activity. The annotation marks the transcript as partial. Gene Ontology annotation, cellular component: mitochondrion. The record is from RefSeq and is a predicted model, not a curated record. NCBI's taxonomy places the organism in Eukaryota, Viridiplantae, Streptophyta, Magnoliopsida, Brassicales, Brassicaceae.
AUCAUCGACCUUCCUUGCUUCUUUCACCUCUUCCAGCUUUCAUCUCGCGCCAAAUUGAAUCAUUCAUUACCUUUUGCUUCCGUUGAUGCCGAGGAGAUAUCUGGUGCUCACCCCGCUCAAGUACAGAACUUUGUGCAGGGAAAGUGGAUAGGAACUUCAAACUAUAACACGCUUCUUGAUCCUCUCAAUGGAGAACCUUUCAUUAAAGUCUCUGAAGUGGAUGAAUCAGGAGUUCAGGUGGCGAGUCUUGAGUUAUAUUACUGCAACGUGGUAUCCAAGUCACAAUUCUGUCUUUGUCACUCUUCUGUUCUAUGUUGCAGCCAUUUGUUGAGAGCUUGUCACACUGUCCCAAACAUGGCGAAUCCGAGGAUGACACUCUUUACUGGCAGCUCCAGAGUAGCUGAGAAGCUGGCGCUUGAUCUCAAGGGUCGGAUCAGGUUGGAAGACGCUGCAUUUGACUGGAAAGUCUUGGGACCAGAUGUUCAGGAGGUUGAUUACGUUGCGUGGGUUUGUGAUCAAGAUGCUUACGCUUGCAGUGGACAGAAGUGUUCUGCUCAGUCUAUGCUUUUCAUGCACGAGAUUCAAGGCUCAAAGCUACUCUUUGGUGUGGAAACCGUUGAAGAACCUUUCGAUUCCUUGUGUCUACGGAGCCUUGGAGCCUACGGCAGUUUAUGUUCCCAUUGAAGAGAUCUUGAAAGACGGUAAAAACUAUGAACUCGUCACCAGAGAGAUCUUUGGACCCUUUCAGAUUGUCACAGAGUAUAAAAAAGGAUCAGCUUCCUCUUGUGUUGGAUGCUUUGGAGAGGAUGCACGCUCAUCUUACUGCAGCUGUUGUUUCAAACGAUCCCAUCUUUAUCCAGGCAAGUCCCUGUUAGGAAAUAUACGGUCAAAUUUUGCGGGAAACCGAAAUUUAUGGGAACGGGAAAACACACACACAAUUUGUUAACGGAGUUCGGCCAACUUUUGCCUACGUCUCCGGACCUGCUACAGAUCUUUUAUUUUCAAUUUGGGAA